AACAAUAUAACAAUAACAUAUAGUACUAUAUGUUCCUUGUCUUUUCUUUUCUAAUUUCAGAAACUUUAUUCAUUCAAUAAUCAUCCACAAAAUUUAUUGAGCUGGUUUAGUUAGGAAAGUUUCCACUUUUGAUAUGAAAGAAACUUAGUUAGUACCAUAGACAUUGAUAUUGAAGUUGAAAUGAGUAUUUUAAGUACUAUAGCUAGUUUUUUAGGAUUUGGAAUUGGAACUUCACUUGGAUUGCUGAUAGGAUACUUUAUGUUUAUAUACUUUGAAUCAAUAGAUGUCAAGGAUCCUACAUUUACUCCUUUGGUUGAGCAAGAAGCUAAAACUGUGCAACAAUUGCUUCCAGAAAUACCCUUAUGGAUAAAAAAUCCAGACUAUGACCGUCUUGAUUGGCUUAAUAAAUUUGUUGAGUGUAUGUGGCCUUAUUUGAACAAGGCAAUUUGCAAGACUACAAGAACUAUAGCAAAGCCUAUUAUUGCGGAACAAAUUCCAAAGUAUAAAAUUGAUUCAGUUGAAUUUGAAGAACUUAAUUUGGGCUCUUUGCCACCAACUUUUCAAGGAAUGAAAGUGUAUAGCACUGAUGAAAAGGAAUUGAUUAUGGAACUAUCAAUGAAAUGGGCUGGGAAUCCUAACAUUAUAGUUGCAGUUAAAGCAUUUGGAUUGCGAGCAACCGUUCAGGUUGUUGAUUUGCAAGUGUUUGCUUCUCCGCGCAUAAUGUUGAAGCCUUUGGUUCCUAGUUUUCCUUGUUUCGCCAAUAUUUACGUGUCUCUCAUGGAAAAGCCACAUGUUGAUUUUGGAUUAAAACUACUUGGAGCUGAUGCAAUGUCUAUUCCUGGUCUUUACAGGAUUGUCCAGGAAAUUAUAAAAGAUCAGGUUGCAAAAAUGUAUCUGUGGCCUAAGGCUUUACAGGUGCAAAUAAUGGAUCCAUCACAGGCCAUGAAAAAACCAGUUGGAAUUCUUCAUGUGAAGAUUCUGAAAGCAGUGAAGCUUAGAAAGAAAGAUAUAAUGGGAGGAGCAGACCCUUAUGUGAAACUUAAACUCAAAGAUGAUAAACUUGCUUCAAAGAAAACAACUGUGAAAUACAAGAACUUGAAUCCAGAAUGGAAUGAAGAAUUUAAUGUGGUGAUUAAAGAUCCAGAAUCUCAAGACUUAAUGCUUAAUGUUUAUGAUUGGGAACAGUUUGGAAAGGCUGAGAAGAUGGGUAUGAAUGUAAUUCCAUUGAAAGAGCUUACACCAAAUGAACCAAAACUACUUACUCUUAAAUUACUCAAGACACUUGUACCUAAUGAUCCUGAGAAUGAGAAGUCGCGUGGAGAGCUCAUUGUGGAAGUUAUGUACAAACCUUUUAAGGAUGAUGAAGUAUCUAAAAAUUCAGAAGACACAGAAAAGGCUCCGGAAGGAACACCUGCUAGUGGUGGUUUGCUUUUGAUUAGCAUCCAUGAAGCUGAAGAUGUUGAAGGAAAACACCACACAAAUCCGUUUGCGCGGCUUAUUUUUAAAGGCGAGGAAAGAAAAACCAAGCAUGUAAGGAAAAAUAGAGAUCCAAGAUGGGGUGAAACAUUUCAAUUUACACUAGAGGAACCCCCCAUCAAUGAGAGGCUUUAUGUUGAAGUGAUAAGUGCAUCCUCAAAGUUAGGCCUGCUGCAUCCAAAGGAAACUCUUGGAUAUGUGGAUAUAAAUUUAUCUGAUGUGGUUAGCAACAAAAGAAUCAAUGAGAAGUAUCAUCUUAUUGACUCCAAAAAUGGAAAGAUUCAAAUUGAGCUUCAGUGGAGAACCCCAUAAUGAAUGAUUGGUCAGUAGUAAAUAGGAUGGUGCCAUUGUAAGUUUGUAAUAUGCAUGUAGCAUGGAAGUUUGGAGCUUUUUUUUUGUUUGAAAAUGUGGUACAUUUUGUUAUUAUAUCGUUGCAUUUGCAAAAAGUACUCAUGAGAAAAGAUAAAGGGAAACUUUCAAAUUCUAUUGACACAUAA
Messenger RNA from Medicago truncatula (barrel medic), 1973 nucleotides. Its product is annotated as synaptotagmin-2. Lineage: Eukaryota; Viridiplantae; Streptophyta; Magnoliopsida; Fabales; Fabaceae. The transcript has 12 exons. Bases 181 to 1788 code for a protein of 535 amino acids. Gene Ontology annotation, molecular function: lipid binding. Gene Ontology annotation, cellular component: endoplasmic reticulum. The record is from RefSeq and is a predicted model, not a curated record.